AUGGGAUGGGAUUUCUUUUUCGCAGACAAUAUUCCCCAAUCCUCGUUGGGAAAGGUUAAGGAUGAAGGAGAGGGUUUCAUGGAUGGAGAUGGGAAUCUUAACAACAACGGAGGGAAUGUGGAGGUUAAGUUCCCGGAGAAGCAGGCAGGAUUGGAGGGGAUUGAGAAUUUUAACAACGUGAGAGGAAAUGUGGAGUUUAAGACCCCGGAGAAGGAGAAGAAGGCAGAACUCCAGGAGAUUGAGGAGUUCAAGACACCAGAGGAAAUGCCAGUGGGUGCGGCGAAGCAGUUUAUGCAUUCAAACACCGCACCACUGGAAAUGAGUAAAGGAAUUGGUCUGAGGAAGGUGGAGGGAAAUAAUAAUGGUGUGGAUUUUUUGAAGAUUUUGAAUCAGAUUGAUGAUCUUUUCCUUAAGGCUUCCGAGGAUGCAAAAAAGGUUUCAAAGAUGCUGGAGGCCAAUCGGAUGCAUUACCAUUCCAACUUUGCAGAUAAUCGAGGCCACAUUGACCAUGCAGCAAGAGUCAUGCAAGUUAUUACAUGGAACAAAUCUUUUAGAGGUGUACCUGAUGGUGAUGCGGCCACAGAUAACUUCAAGGCUGAAGAAUAUGAGACACAUGCCACAGUUUUGGAUAAAUUGCUAGCGUGGGAGAAAAAAUUAUAUGAAGAAGUGAAGAAUGGCGAGGUUAUGAAGGUUGAAUAUCAGCGCAAAGUUUCUGUGCUGAACAAGUUGAAAAAACGCGGUGCUAGUUCUGAACAAUUGGAAAAGGCAAAAGCUGCUGUUAGCCAUUUGCAUACGCGGUAUAUUGUUGACAUGCAAUCAUUGGAUUCAACGGUGUCGGAAGUGAAUGAUAUACGAGACAAGCAGCUGUAUCCAAAACUUGUGGCUCUUGUGCAUGGGAUGGCGACGAUGUGGGAAUCCAUGUGCAUGCAUCAUGAAAGCCAGCUAAGAAUUGUGAUGGACCUCAAAUCCCUUGACUUCUCUGGGAUUCUCAUUGAAACGAGCAAACAUCAUCAAGAGCGUACGACGCAGCUUUGGAACGUCGUCCAACAAUGGCAUUCACAAUUCGAAAAGCUAGUGACAAAUCAAAGACAAUACAUCAAUGCUCUUAACAGCUGGUUGAAGCUAAAUCUCGUACCAAUUGGGAGCAGCUUAAAAGAUGAAAACUCAUCCCCUCCAAGAAUUCAGAUGCCCCCUAUCCAACAGCUUCUUCAUUCUUGGCACGAUCAUCUUGAAAAGCUUCCUGAUGAAGUUGCAAAAAGUGCAAUUGCCUCCUUUGCUGCUGUGAUAAAGACAAUUAUUGAUCACCAGGAGGAAGAAAUGAAGUUCAAGGAAAAGUAUGAAGAAACCAGAAAGGAGUACUUGCGUAAAAAACAGGCAUUCGAUGAGUGGCAUCAGAAAUUCUUGCAGCGCAGAACUCCACCUGAGGAGAUGGACCCUGAGAAUGGCAUAGAAAUGAAUGCCAAGGAUCCAGUAGCCGAAAAACAGUUUGUGGUCGAGAGCUUGAAAAAGAGAUGGGAAGAUGAAUGCGAAGAUCACCAGAAACACUGUAUUCAAGUGAGGGAAAAGUCACUCGUAAGUCUCAAAAGUCGGCUUCCUGAGCUUUUCCGAGCCUUGUCGGACUAUUCUCGUGCGUGUUCCGAUGCUUACGAGAGACUAAGCCAAUUCAGCCCUAGAAUUGAAUUGAAAUUGCAUUUCCCACAGGUGAUUGCCAAUAUAGCUCAAGUUGUGAUUGAUGAGACUGGAUCAUAUGGUCAAGAUUGGAUGACAUGGAAACAUGUGUUCUUGCUUGUUGAUGUUGUUUGCUGUUGUGCGGUGCUUUUCCCGAGUGUUUGGUCUAUCAAGAACUUGGGGGAAGCAGUAAGGACCGAUGAAAAAGCUGUAGUGAACUUGAUGAAGUUGACUUUGUUUAGACACUACUACAUUGUGGUGAUAUACUACAUUUACUGUGGUGGCAGGGGAGUUGGCUACACUGGCAUUUUAUGUGUUCACAGGGUACAAAUUUAA
Messenger RNA from Fraxinus pennsylvanica, 2004 nucleotides. NCBI's taxonomy places the organism in Eukaryota, Viridiplantae, Streptophyta, Magnoliopsida, Lamiales, Oleaceae. The record is from the annotation of a GenBank genome assembly.